Messenger RNA from Notodromas monacha, 447 nucleotides. The record is from the annotation of a GenBank genome assembly. Lineage: Eukaryota; Metazoa; Arthropoda; Ostracoda; Podocopida; Cyprididae.
AUGCGGGGUUGGUUCGACGCGUUUCGGCACGAUGGCGGGCCGACGUUGUAUUCGUACAGCAACCGGACGCCUGUCACCGGCGACCCGCUGUCCGUCACGCUCUACGUCAUCUUCUUCACAGUCUUCGCCGCCUUCAUGCUCAUCUUUCCCGGCGUCCGAAAGGAGAAAUUCACCACUUUUCUGAGCGUCACUCUCAGCCUGUUCGUCGGCACCGUGAUACUUGUCUCUCGCUUUGCUUCUCCUCCCAUGUCAAGUGAUGGAACGCCGAAAACGCUGUUUGUUGGGGAGGAUGUGUCGAGGCUGGUCGGUUUCGAUCCGCGGCGGCGGCGCUGGCGGCCGCCGCCGCCGCCGCCGCCGCUGGAGGCCACGACUUUCCCUUUCUGUCUCGUUCUCUCGCUUCCGUUCCGCUUCUUCGCGUCUCUUCCGGACACGCUGCGAUUGUGUUGA